Macrosiphum euphorbiae (potato aphid) is the source of this 1029-nucleotide messenger RNA. Lineage: Eukaryota; Metazoa; Arthropoda; Insecta; Hemiptera; Aphididae. The record is from the annotation of a GenBank genome assembly.
AUGACUCAGUUGCCCAAAUCUGUCACCGUUGCUGAAAAACGAAUGGAAGAUGGCUUACACUCGUUCAGGGCCAUCGCAUUCUUGGUCUUAUGGUAUUUCUUCAGCGGAUGUACAUUAUUUUUGAAUAAGUACAUCCUUUCCUAUCUAAAUGGAGAUCCUACAGUACUGGGAGCAUCUCAAAUGAUCAUGACAACUAUAUGUGGCUUUGUUCAACUGUAUUUACCAUGUGGAAUGUACAAACAACCAACACAUCGAUCCAAAAGACCGCCAAACUUUUACAUUCAUAUGUGCUUAGUUGGUUGUACACGAUUUAUUACAGUACUUUUAGGACUUAUUUCAUUAAAUUAUGUAGCAGUAAGUUUUACAGAAACAAUUAAAAGUUCAGCUCCAAUAUUUACUGUAUUUAUUUCAAAAUUGUUAUUAGGAGAACAAACUAGUAUUUUGGUAAGCCUAUCUUUAGUUCCUAUAAUGGUUGGCCUGGCAUUAUGUUCUUCAAACGAAAUUUCAUUUAACCUACCAGGGUUUAUAGCUGCUCUUGCAACCAACUUUACUGAGUGCUUACAAAAUGUGUACUCAAAAAUGUUGAUUAGUGGUGAUAAAUUCAAAUAUACACCUGCUGAAUUACAAUAUUAUACAAGUUUAGCUUCAAUUAUUAUUCAAAUUCCUGUGUCAUUAGUAUUAGUUGACAUCAAAUAUGCAGUUUCUAAUACUAGUUUAUAUCUUUUACUGAUGUUUAUAUUAAAUGGAGUGUUUUUCCAUUUUCAAAGUAUUACAGCAUAUGUUCUUAUGGAUUAUAUAAGUCCAGUUACUUAUAGUGUGGCCAAUACUGUCAAACGUGCAUUUCUCAUAUGGAUGUCAAUUAUUUUAUUUGGAAAUUCUAUUACCCUUUUGAGUGGGCUUGGUACUGUCAUAGUUAUUGCAGGAGUUGUAAUAUAUAAUAAAGUAAAACAGUAUGAUAUUAAUCGCCAGUCAAACAUUGAAUUUGAUAAAGUACUAUUAACCUCACCAUUCAAAAUUCGUACAAUUUAG